Entamoeba invadens IP1 is the source of this 1014-nucleotide messenger RNA. RefSeq lists its product as hypothetical. The transcript has a single exon. Bases 1 to 1014 code for a protein of 337 amino acids. The record is from RefSeq and is a predicted model, not a curated record. Gene Ontology annotation, molecular function: calcium ion binding. NCBI's taxonomy places the organism in Eukaryota, Evosea, Mastigamoebida, Endamoebidae.
AUGGCUUACUUCUCCCCAUUUGCACCAAAACCAGAGACUGGCAACGGUUCUCAGGGUACUGUUACUGUCAGAAUUACAGUUGUCAGAGCAUCAAAAUUGAAAGCUAAGGAUCUCUUCACAAGUGAUCCUUAUACAAUCGUCUCACUUGCUGGACAACAACAAAGAACUAAAUUUAUUCUGAAAAACUGCAACCCAACGUGGAAUGAAACUUUUGAAUUCCAUAAUGUUGUUCUUGGGUCGAUGGCUGUUUUUGAAGUGUAUGAUCACGACGACAAAACAAAAGAUGACAAGAUCGGGACAGCUGACUUAGUCAUCCAAAAGACUCCAAAUGGUCAAAUGACUUCUGCCGAACUUAAUUUGAAUACUAAAGGUUCUAUUAGUAUAUCUUACCAAACUAUUGAAGCUCAAAAGGCUGCCCCAAAGCCACAAGGUCAACAACCUUAUCCUCCUCAACAAGGACAAUGCCCACCACAACAGGGUGGCCAGUAUGGGUAUCCCCCACAACAAGGUUAUCCUCCUCAAGGUCAACCAUCUUAUCCCCCACAACAACAGGGUCAAUACCCUGGGUAUCCUCCUCAACAAGGAAGUCAACCACAAGGACAACAAGGUUAUCCACCACAACAGGGGUACCCACCACAAGGUCAACCAGGUUACCCUCCUCAACAAUACCCGGGAUAUCCUCCUCAACAAGGAUAUGGCUAUCCUCCUCAAGGCCAAUAUGGGUACCCACCUCAACAAGGCGCACAACAACCUCAAGGCCAAGCUAAACCAGCACAACCUACUCAACCACAACAAGGCCAACAACAGGGAUAUCCUCCUCAGGGUCAAUACGGUUACCCACCACAAGGCCAACAAGCUUAUCUCCCUCAACAGCAAGGUCAAUACCCAGGGUAUCCUCCUCAACAAGCAUACCCACCUCAAGGGUAUCCACCACAACAAGGAUAUCCUGGUUACCCUCCUCAAGGUCAGUACGGUUACCCACCUCAGGCACAACAGCAGCCACCUAAGAAGUAA